GCGGCGCGCGCGGGGCGCCGGGCGGCGGCCGAAUGGAGAGAAAGGGCUCGGCGGCCGGGGCCAAAGGGAACCCGAGCCCGCCCGCGGCCGGCGAGGCGCCGCGGCCGCCACUGUGCGUCCCGGGCGGCGGCGGAGGGGCCCCGACGCGGGGCCCGGCUGGGGCGGCGGCCGAGCCAGCCGAGUUCAUUCGGCGCGCGCACGAGUUCAAGAGCCAAGGGGCGCAGUGCUACAAGGACAAGAAAUUCCGCGAAGCCAUCGGCAAAUACCACCGGGCGUUGCUGGAGCUGAAGGGGCUGCUGCCGGCCCCCAGGGAACAGGAGCGGGACUCGCGCUCGGCCUUCGCGGCCGGGCCCCCCAACCCCGGCCGCCUCACGGAGGAGCAGACCCAGACGGUGGAAGCCAUCGAGAUCGACUGCUACAACAGCCUGGCAGCCUGCCUGCUCCAGGCUGAGCUGGUAAAUUAUGAGCGAGUCAAGGAGUAUUGCCUCAAAGUCCUGAAGAAGGAAGGAGAGAACUUCAAGGCCCUUUACCGGUCAGGUGUGGCCUUCUACCACCUUGGGGACUAUGACAAAGCGCUGUAUUACCUGAAAGAAGCAAGGACCCGACAACCAACAGACACCAAUGUGAUUCGGUAUAUCCAGCUGACGGAGAUGAAGCUCAGCAGAUGCUCCCAGAGAGAGAAGGAGGCCGUGUAAGAAGAACAUCUUUCUAGGGCUGUGCUGCACCUGACCUGGCCCUUCGAGAAACCCUGGUGGAGAGCCCCCUGCAGGGUUCUUUCUCCCCUCCGGCUCUCCCUUCUUCCUCUUGCUGCCCCUCAACUCUUUGCCUGCUCCCUGUGUGAGAAGGAGACAUGCAAAUUUGGAAUCUGGUGGGUUGCCCUGACAAUGGAGACGUCCUCUUCACUAGUAGGGCAGCUACUGAGAGGGAUCUAACUUGUUCAGAGACAGCUGGAGAGUACUCUCACAGGCCAGGAAAGCUGUUGCAGCUUUGACCUCACCCAGAGCUUCUGACAGAGGCAGAGCCUGGCAGGUGCACCAUCCCAAAGGCAGCAGGCACAAAGCCCAUGGGCUGGACCCCUCCACACCUUCCUGACAGAUCAGAGCAUCUCAAGGCAACUGUGGCAAAUCCUGGGACGACACAAACACCAGGAGCAGUUGCUUAAGCCAACAGAGGGACCGUGGAUUUGUAUACACUGGAUUUCCCCCUUCUCCCCAGCCCCAGUACCUCAGCCGCUGCCUCCCUCCCUCACUUGCUGUCUUGGCUUGUGCUAUCUUCACUCCCCCUCGGGGAUCUGAGACUCUGCCAGGACUCACAUUCCACUGAAGCCCACUCUCAGUGUCUCUGGUGACCACACAUACCAUUCCCCCACACGCUCACCCAGCAGGCAGCUGUGACAGCAAAAGGGCAGGGUAAAGAGGGCCAAGCGUUGACCAUAUAGAGGAUCGGGGAGGGAGAGAUGACAUCUAGGGGCAAGAGCAUUGUAUAGACUGGGGGGAUUGAACUGUGGACUAAUUAAGUGUAAAUAAAAAUUAAUUAACAGGCAACAGUUCCUGUCAUUUGUGUUGGAAGCAGCCCGCUCCCUCACUUUUACUUCCCACCCACCCCCACAACUCUCAGUCAGAGCUACUCAGAGCCAGGCAGGAUGGGGCUUCCCCACAAGCAAUGGGCCAUUUGUCCAGUGGUUUACAAUGUUGGCUGCCACCUUUGUGCUUUUAGAGUAGGCUGGGUCAGGGACGUGCCCAGAGGUUUGGCUUUGUGGGAACUUGUACAGCCCCCUUUGGAUGGAAUUAUCUGGACUCCUCAAUAUCUAGCACAUAGAAUGUGCUCAACAAAUAUUUGUUGAAUGAAUAAAUUAUGACUGCAGACUGGCUCUCCUGCCUUAAACUAAUUUUUCCAGCCUAGUCUCCUGAUAUCUAUGCUCUUUAUGCUACACCAUGUUGCUUCAGUCAAAUAAGAAAUGGCUUUUACUGAGGGCUUUUUGUUUCCUGUCAUUGUGCAAUUUGCUGUGGGACAUAGGAUGCAGUCCCGGUCUUCAAGGAGAUGGAAGACGUGAGAAAUACUCAUAUGAGAUUAUUACCAGUGACACCUGUAAUUUAUAUGAUGCUUUAAAAUUUUCAAAGCACUUUCAUGUAUUUCUCAUGUGAUCAGAGAUAAUAUUGUACAAAUUAAAAUAUAUACCAAUGCAAUAAUGUUAAUAGCAUUUAUUAAAUGCACUAUCCUCAGA
Manis javanica (Malayan pangolin) is the source of this 2224-nucleotide messenger RNA. It is a transcript of the gene TTC9, whose product is annotated as tetratricopeptide repeat domain 9. Gene Ontology annotation, molecular function: protein folding chaperone; protein binding. Lineage: Eukaryota; Metazoa; Chordata; Mammalia; Pholidota; Manidae. Gene Ontology annotation, cellular component: cytosol; endomembrane system; membrane. Gene Ontology annotation, biological process: negative regulation of apoptotic process; protein folding. The record is from RefSeq and is a predicted model, not a curated record.